AUGGGGUCACAGCGCACGUUCUCACCUGAAAUCGUCAUGAGGGGCCUGUUCCAGUUCUCAUCUCCUCGCAGUCCGCCUGCCCCUCAAGGUGCCAUGUGGCAGAUGGAAGAAGACGAUGGCUUCAUUCUCGUACCCAGACCGGGUCGCGAACAGGUCGAGGACCCCGAACAAGUUCCUCAGUACCUGCCAGACAUUGACGACAUCAUCCACGGUUUGGAACCUUCACUAUGGCCCUUGAACACCUUCAUCCAUUACAACCCUGAGCUUGGCUACAAGGAGCACAAAGCUCACGAUGCCUUGACCAAGUUCAUGGAGUCGCAGGCAGGUUGGGUUGUCACACGAUCGGCAUUUGGCAUGGAAACAGCGUGGCUGGCUGUCUAUGACAGCGGCAGACCUGGCCCGACAGUGUCAUUCAACGCCGAAAUGGAUGCGCUCCCAGGAUUAGGGCACGCAUGUGGCCAUAACCUCAUCGCCGUGGCUUCCUUGGCCGCAGGCCUCGCUUCAGCCAAGAUUCUUCGCAGACACCGUCUCGGCGGCAAGGUCACCAUUGUCGGCACACCGGCCGAGGAAGGCGGCGGCGGCAAGAUCAAGUGUCUCGAUGCCGGCGCCUACAGAGACGUCGACGUCUCCAUCAUUUCCCACCCGGGGAUCCUCAACAACAGUCCCAUGGUUCGCACAACCGCCUUCACCCACCUCAAUGUCGCAUACCACGGCCGUGCCGCGCAUGCAGCUCGCAGCCCUUGGCGCGGCAUCAACGCACUCGACGCCAUGGUUGUGGCGUACAACGCCAUCUCAGUGCUGCGUCAACAGACACGCCCUGACGACAUCAUCGGCUUGCAAAUCACAAACGGCGGGAACAAGCCCAACGUCAUCCAUGAGCACGCCGGCGGCGUAGCCGUCCUUCGCGCCACCAGUGCAUCAAGACUGCGUGAGCUGCAAUACAGAGUCGAGGCGUGCUUCAGGGCUGGGGCCGAGGCCACUGGGGCGACUGUCGAUAUCGAAGUUGUUCCGGGUUACCUGGACCAUGUCCCCAACAGCGUGCUCGCAGCGGCGUUUACCAAGUACUGGAAGGCUUUGCCUGGCGUGCCCGAUCCACCUUUGCCGCUGCCUGGGCAGUUCACCUGGGUCAAAGCCAGUACGGAUCAGGGGAACUUGAGCUACGCUCUGCCAAGCAUGAACGUGAGUUUUGCGAUCCCUCCGGGCGUCAACGGCGGGCAGCCGCACAGUCCAGAUUUCGAGAAGGCGUCAAGCACCAGGGGGGCGUUUGACAGGGCCAUGAGGGUCGGCAAGGCCAUGGCUGGGACGGCCGUGGAUAUCUGCGCGACGCCUGGGCUAUUGGACCAGGUUCGUGAGCAGUGGAAGCGAGACAUGGCGAGGCAGGACGGGGCUUCCGCGGUAUAG
Purpureocillium lilacinum is the source of this 1401-nucleotide messenger RNA. The record is from RefSeq and is a predicted model, not a curated record. Lineage: Eukaryota; Fungi; Ascomycota; Sordariomycetes; Hypocreales; Ophiocordycipitaceae.